Molecule: messenger RNA, 1149 nt
Organism: Schistocerca gregaria
Lineage: Eukaryota; Metazoa; Arthropoda; Insecta; Orthoptera; Acrididae
Product: contactin-4-like
Exons: 5
Coding region: 67-1149 (360 amino acids)
Molecular function (GO): protein binding
Source: RefSeq, a predicted model, not a curated record
CGGUGCGCGAACGAGCACCGAGUCGGAGCGCAGAGCAGCAGCAGCAGCAGUGCAGCCCGCCCCACCAUGGCCCGCGCGCUUCUCGCCUCGCUGUCGCCGCUCGUCAUCGCGCUUCUCGUGGCCGCCGCGCCGCGUCUUUUCGAUAUGCCCGAAAUACCGGAACGUAGGAUGAUGAGCCAGGCGGGCGACAACAUAACGUUGGAUUGUCCCGGCGUGACGGACAUGUCCCUGGUCCUACAGUUAGAGUGGUGGGCGAACGAUAUGAAGCUGGUGCAGUAUUCCGACGCAGGAACCACCGUCUGGGAGAACCGGCGUCGCAUCACGCUACGCAAAGAUAAUUUCGCUCUUGAGAUCCACCCGGUGAGCGCUGAAGACAACGGUCGCUACACGUGUCUCGUCAACAGCCGCCCACGCCCGGAGGCGUACAUUAUGCUUCAGGUGCAGGAUGUGCCAGACCCACCUGGUCGGCCUUUGAUCAUGGGAUUCACAUCAAGGACUGUCAAUCUGUCUUGGGCGCCCCCACCAGACAACCACAACCUGCCGAUCACACACUACCUGAUUCACAUGCGCGUGGGCGAGAAAGGACACUGGGACUCCCGUCACGGCAUUAUGACUCGCGACAACCGUACUUAUCAGCAAAUUAUCAACCUGCUGCCAUUCACCGUGUACAGUUUCCGCGUCUUCGCCGUGAACAAGAUGGGUCGCAGCAAGCCGAGCAUCGAGUCCUACUACAUGGUCACACUGCGCGAGGUGCCAAACGGGAAGCCAGUGAUCAGGACGGCGCACAACAUCAGCGCGACAUCGGUGCAGCUGACGUGGCGUGCGCCCCCUGACGAGACCAUCCACGGCGAGUUCCUGGGCUACAGACUGGAGUACCGGCCACGCGACCAGGGACCGGAGACCGUCCGCGAGACCUACAUCCGCGACUCCAACGUCAACGUGAGUACCCUGGCUGCACGUCAAGCCUCGGCUGCAAUCUGCACGGCACAGCUCAGCUCUAGCUGCAUCCUCGGCGAGAAUUCUCACCUUCCAACGCGGCAGCUUUCUCUCAGCCUAGUCGUAGAUUGCUGUCCUGGCAGAGAAUCUCAGCUGGGAGACACUUUUCACGACGGUACCAUGGAACAGCUGAACUGGAUCGCUCACAUGUAG